UAAAUUCAUAGUAAAUUGAAAGUCAAUUCCUAGCCUGUAGUGAUGAAUCAUAUACAGAGGUCAUCCAUGAAAUCUAUCUCACUUUGCCUUUCAAGCUUCAUGUUGCUAAUUCCCAGCCAAACAAGCUAACCCAAUUCUCAUUGCAUAAACAAACAGUAACUUCAAAGACUUGUAAAACUCAUUUCUAUUUUGCCUUGUAAGUUCAUCCAUCAAUUCCCCAACUUUCCGAUUAUAAACAAAAAAAAUCCCAACCCCACAAGUUUAAUUUGAGGUGAUGAUGAAGGGGUUGAUUCUUUUGGUGUGGUGUGUCGCCGCCUCGGCCGCGGUGGGGUUACCGCUACACACCGAUACACGGUGGAUCGUGGACGGGGCAGGGGAAAGAGUGAAACUAAGAUGUGUAAAUUGGGUGUCGCAUUUGGAGGCGGUGGUGGCGGAGGGGCUUUCGAAGCAGCCGAUUGAGGAGAUUUCAAACAGAAUUCAGUGGUUGGGAUUCAACUGCGUCAGACUCACUUGGCCACUGUUUUUAGCCACGAAUGAGUCUUUGAAUUCCCUCACCGUCCGACAGUCUUUCCAGCGCCUCGGCCUCGCCGAAGCCAUCGCCGGAAUCCAAGCUAACAACCCCUUCAUCAUCGAUCUUCCUCUCUUAAAAGCUUUUGAGGCAGUGGUUGGAAAAUUGGGGGAGGGGAAAUUAAUGGUGAUAUUGGACAAUCACAUAAGCAAGCCAGGAUGGUGCUGUAGUAACUUCGACGGAAAUGGGUUCUUUGGUGAUCAAUAUUUCAACCCUGACUUAUGGAUUAAAGGCCUCACUCGAAUAGCUACCAUGUUUAAUGGUGUCAACCAUGUUGUUGCUAUGAGCCUUAGGAAUGAGCUUCGUGGCCCAAAACAAAAUGUCAACGACUGGUACAGGUACAUGCAAAGAGGAGCAGAAGCAGUUCAUUCAGCAAACCCAGACAUUCUUAUAAUCCUCUCAGGACUUAGCUAUGACAGAGACUUAUCUUUUCUCAAAAACCAACCCAUAAACCUCACAUUCACAUCCAAAACGGUAUAUGAAGUUCACUGGUAUGCUUUUUCAGAUGGAUCUUCAUGGGAAUCAGGAAACUCAAACCAAGUAUGUGGAAGAACAACAAACAACUUAAUGAAAAUGUCUGGAUUUCUAUUACAACAAGGAUUCCCUCUGUUCAUAAGUGAAUUUGGAAUUGACCAAAGAGGAACAAAUGUAAAUGACAACAGAUAUUUGAGCUGUUUUUUAGCUGUAGCUGCUGAAUUGGACCUUGAUUGGGCAGUUUGGACACUUGUUGGAAGCUAUUAUUUGAGAGAAGGGGUUGUUGGUUUGAAUGAAUUUUAUGGAAUCCUUGAUUGGAAUUGGUGUAAUCUUAGAAAUUCAACUUUCCUUCAAAGGAUUUCUGCUCUUCAAUCUCCAUUUCAAGGGCCAGGAUUAGCAGAAAGAAGGGAGUAUAAUGUGAUUUUUCAUCCAUUAAGUGGGCUUUGCGUGGUGAGAAAAUCAUUAUUAGAUCCAUUAACAUUAGGCCCAUGUGUUGAUACAGAUGCUUGGUAUUAUACUCCACAAAAGUUUCUAACUCUAAAAGGGACUUAUUUCUGUAUACAAGCAGAUGAAAUUGGGAAGCAAGCUAAAUUGGGGAUUAUAUGUACUGUUAAUAAUGCUAAAUGGGAUAUGAUUUCUGAUUCAAAAUUGCAUCUUUCUUCAAAAUCUAGUAAUGGGUCCUUAGUUUGUUUGGAUGUAGAUUCAAGCACAAAUGAAAUUGUGACCAAUUCUUGCAAGUGUUUGAGUCGUGACUCAUCCUGCGACCCAAGUAGCCAGUGGUUUAAGCUCGUUAACAGUACAAGAAGUUUGGGCCGGGGAAGGUCGAUGAUUAACAUGGUUGGUUCAUCUUUGCCUAACGUUGCGACCAAGUUUGUAGACUUAUGAAAAAUAAUAGAAUUGUGAAAAUGGAGGAAGAAAAGAUGAAGAAGAAAAAAAAGAAUGAAUGCCCCCAUGCAGGAUCGAACUACAGACCUUCAGUUUACAAGACUGACGCUCUACCACUGAGCUAUAGGGGCUCUUGAUGCUAACGCUGUGUGAUUAAGUCACUAAUUUGGUUAUUAAAUUGUUAAUGUCUACUAACUUAAGGAUUAAUAAUUUCAAUCUAUAAACUCUUAAUUUGGUAUAAUUAAACUGUUUAUUCAAAGGAAAAUAAUUUACUGCUU
This is a messenger RNA of Cucumis sativus (cucumber), 2205 nucleotides long. RefSeq names its product glycosyl hydrolase 5 family protein. The record is from RefSeq and is a predicted model, not a curated record. Lineage: Eukaryota; Viridiplantae; Streptophyta; Magnoliopsida; Cucurbitales; Cucurbitaceae. Gene Ontology annotation, molecular function: hydrolase activity, hydrolyzing O-glycosyl compounds. Bases 275 to 1927 code for a protein of 550 amino acids. The transcript has 3 exons.